AUCAUGGAGUUCUUCACUUGGUGCAUGGCCUACCCAUGUCCCUAUGGACCUUGCAACCCUUCCGAGGUAGAAGAGUGGCAGAGAGAAUGCGAGGCCAUACAUGAGAAGCGUCGUCAACAGAAGGAGUUGAAGAGAGCAGCAAAGUGCAAAGCUCUUGGGCCUCCCACUCGUCCACCUCCAAAAUAUUCCGCCCUUCCAUGUCGUCUAUCUCGUUACUCAUUGUCUUGCCCAUUCUGCCACUUGCGUGAUCUGAAGUCAAUACUAAGACAAUGGGUUCUCCAACAGAGAAAGCCAUACUCGGCUGUGUCGGUGCAGAUUGAUCGCAUGACCAGCGAGCAGUACGAGGAAGACGAUCUCAGUGGCAUUAUUGAUCUGGUCGAGGUCAUUCGCAUCCAAUCUUCCGGUCCUACCGAAGCUGCCAGAGCUAUUCGUAAGAAGCUGGCUCUCAACAUUCUGGAUGGUCUGAUCCAAAACGCGGGAAACCGCUUCCAGAAGACUUUUGCCGACGAGCCUUUGCUUGAGCGUCUCCGACUUAUGGUCAGGGAUGACAUGGUUGAUCUUGAGGUACGCAACAAGUGCAACGUGCUCUACCGUCAAUGGGCUGUGGCCUACAAGGAUACUCCUGGUCUUCAUAAUAUCGCCACUCUCUACAAACAAUUACCUCAGAAGCCUCGCCCUCGUCACAGUCAGGCACAAUCCAAGGUUCUCCGUGAGACGGAAGAGGACGCUCAUGAGGAUCCCUCGCCUACUCCUCCAUCUGCACCUUCCCGUGGACACUCUCGGUCAAGCUCUGCUGUCAACGCCUCAGCCUCGAGCUCUCGCCCAGUCACACUUACGCCAACACCCCAUUACUCUAUCCGUGAUGCCGUCAAGGCAUCCACGAGGAAGAAGGACAAGAACGCCGCUCCCACGAAAUUCGACUUCGCAAAGGAAAAGCCAAACAUGAUUCAGAGUAUAGCUCAAGCCUCCAUCGCUUCCACCAACCUUUUGAAUGCUCUGCAGCUUAUCAACCGCGAAAAUGAGCGUGUCUCUGAGAACGUUGAAGUCUUGAACCGUUUUGAGGUCUGCAAGUUACUCAGAAGAAACAUCUUGAGGUACAUUCAAUUGGUAGAAAGCGAUGAGUGGAUUGGAAGUCUGUUGUCUGCGAACGACGAGUUGGUCAAAGCACUCACGAGCUACGAGAUCAUGGAUAGAUCACUUGACGACGACAGCGACAGUGAUGCUUGGGAACACAUGCCUGAUCAUAAAUCUCACGCCACUGGUGCUGAAUCGCAGCUUGCUGGACUCAAGAUUGAUGGAGAUGGAGCAGCAGCACCACCAAAGCCACCUCGUCCCACUAACAUCGCCAUGCCCACCAAACCUGAUUUCGGCAAGGCUGGAGCAGAGGAGAGCGAUGACAGCGAGAACGAAUACGAGGAAGACGACGAGGACAAUCCAUUCGGAGACUCCAAUGCGGUCAAGACACCUCAUGGGGAGAGACCUGGCAUGACCUGGAAGAACGUCUAG
Messenger RNA from Aureobasidium uvarum, 1506 nucleotides. The record is from the annotation of a GenBank genome assembly. NCBI's taxonomy places the organism in Eukaryota, Fungi, Ascomycota, Dothideomycetes, Dothideales, Saccotheciaceae.